This is a messenger RNA of Monosiga brevicollis MX1, 1898 nucleotides long. RefSeq lists its product as uncharacterized. NCBI's taxonomy places the organism in Eukaryota, Choanoflagellata, Craspedida, Salpingoecidae. The record is from RefSeq and is a predicted model, not a curated record. Gene Ontology annotation, molecular function: ATP binding; ADP binding; proton-transporting ATP synthase activity, rotational mechanism. Gene Ontology annotation, biological process: proton motive force-driven ATP synthesis; proton transmembrane transport. Bases 1 to 1806 code for a protein of 601 amino acids. The transcript has 3 exons.
AUGUUCUCCCGUCUCGUCGUUGCCUCCCGGGUAAGCACCGAGCCAAAGCCAAAGCCAAAGCCACAGCUGCUGGGGAAAGGCAGGGUGGUGCAGCCAACCCUCCCUGCGCCUGCCGUAUGCCAGUCGCUGAAUGAGCACACAGACAAUGGGGGCGGGCCGCCGAAGCAGAUGCCUGCCAAGGCUUGGCGUGAGGUUGCAGUGGCUGCCAUCGUGUCGGUACACUCGUGCUUGGCGGCGCCGGCCCUGCGCCAAAUUCACACCUCCAUCGCUGCCCGUGCCGCUGGUACCUCCGAGGUUUCCAGCAUCCUCGAGCAGCGCAUCCUCAGCGCUGCUGGUCAGCCCGAGCUUGAGGAGACGGGCCGUGUCCUGUCCGUCGGUGACGGUAUUGCCCGUGUCCAUGGCCUUAACAAUGUCCAGGCCGAGGAGAUGGUUGAGUUCAGCUCUGGCCUCCAGGGCAUGGCUCUCAACCUCGAGUCCGACAACGUUGGUGUUGUCGUGUUCGGUAACGACAAGCUCAUCAAGGAGGGUGAUGUCGUGAAGCGUACCGGUGCCAUUGUCGAUGUCCCCAUCGGUGAUGAGCUCCUUGGUCGCGUUGUCGAUGCCCUCGGCAACCCCAUUGAUGGCAAGGGUGCCUUCAAGAACGCUCCCCGCUCUCGUGUCGGCAUCAAGGCCCCCGGCAUUAUCCCCCGCAAGUCGGUGUGCGAGCCUAUGCAGACUGGUAUCAAGGCCGUCGACUCGCUUGUGCCCAUUGGCCGUGGCCAGCGUGAGUUGAUCAUUGGUGAUCGUCAGACCGGCAAGACCGCCGUCGCCAUUGACGCCAUCAUCAACCAGAAGCGCUUCAAUGAUGGCACUGAUGAGAGCAAGAAGCUGUACUGCAUCUACGUUGCCGUCGGCCAGAAGCGCUCCACCGUUGCCCAGCUCGUCAAGCGCCUUACGGACGCCGAUGCCAUGAAGUACUCCAUUGUCAUCUCGGCUACCGCCUCUGAUGCCGCUCCCCUCCAGUACCUUGCCCCCUACACUGGUGCCGCCAUGGGCGAGUACUUCCGUGACAACGGCAAGCACUCUCUCCUCAUUUACGACGAUCUGUCCAAGCAGGCCGUCGCCUACCGUCAGAUGUCUCUCCUCCUCCGCCGUCCCCCUGGUCGUGAGGCCUACCCCGGUGAUGUUUUCUACCUGCACUCUCGUCUCCUCGAGCGUGCUGCCAAGAUGAACGACUCCCUUGGCGGCGGCUCCAUGACUGCCCUCCCCGUUAUUGAGACCCAGGCCGGUGAUGUGUCUGCUUACAUUCCCACCAACGUCAUUUCCAUUACCGAUGGUCAGAUUUUCCUUGAGACCGAGCUUUUCUACAAGGGUAUCCGCCCCGCUAUCAACGUCGGUCUCUCCGUGUCCCGUGUCGGCUCUGCUGCCCAGACCAAGGCCAUGCGUCAGGUUGCCGGCAAGAUGAAGCUCGAGCUUGCCCAGUACCGUGAGGUUGCCGCUUUCGCCCAGUUCGGUUCCGAUCUCGAUGCCGCCACCCAGCAGCUCCUGAACCGUGGUGCUCGCCUUACCGAGCUCCUCAAGCAGGGCCAGUACGUCCCCAUGCCCAUUGAGGAGCAGGUCGUUGUCAUCUUUGCUGGUGUCCGUGGCUUCCUCGAUGCCGUCGACACCAACAAGAUUGUUGCCUUUGAGAAGGCUUUCCUGCCUUUUGUCAAGGCCAACCACCAGGAUGUCCUCGACACCAUUGCCAAGGAGGGUGCCCUCUCCGACGCCAUGGAGGCCAAGCUCGGCGACAUCUGCAAGUCCUUUGUUGCUGAGUUCAACGCGUAAACGCGCGCAACCCACUUUUAAUCUUUUGCGCUCGUCUCUUUGAGACAAACCUGUGUGUGGUCUUUUCCUUGGGUCAUUGUGCCGAUUUUAUC